AUGCCUAGAGGUCAAAGGAGUAAGCAGCGUUCCCGUGGGAAACGCCGCAAUAUCCCGGUUGAAAAUGGCAGUCCGAUGGAUAAUGAGGCUACUCCAAUAGAGACAGAAGAGGAUCCUUCUGCUGCAUCUUCCCCUGUUGAGAAUCAAGCUGAGAGUGUUUCUAUUGAUGACAUACCAAGCUCUUCUGAGAUGCCAGAGGCAGCUGCAGCUGUUACCGAUACUGCUGAAGACAUUUCAAAUAACGAUGUCGAAGAAGGGGCCCAAAGCCAAGAAGAUAUGACUCCAGAUCUCUCAAGAAUCACUGAUAGCUGGCGCAGAGAUCCUUUAAACAGAAUGGUGGUUUUGCUGGUGCAGUUUCUGAUCGACAAGUACCAAAACAAAGAAACGAUCAUGAAGUCCGAGAUGCUCAAGCUUGUUAUCAAAAAGCAUAAGCCUCAGUUCAAUGAAAUCCUCAAGAGAGCCUCAGAGCACAUGGAGCUGGCUUUUGGUGUCGAUUUGAAGGAAGUGGAUCCCGUGAGGCACUGCUACACGCUUGUCAACAAGUUAGAUCAUUCCAUUGAUGGGCCAAUGAGUGAAGAAGACAACAUACCCAAGACGGGACUCCUAAUGAUUGUGCUUGGUCUGAUCUUCAUGAAUGAGAAUUAUGCCCCAGAAGAAGAGGUCUGGGAAGUGCUGAAUCUGAUGGGUGUAUAUGCUAACAGAAGACACUUCAUCUAUGGGAACCCCAAAAAAGUUAUCACUCAAGAUCUAGUGGAGCUGCAAUACCUGAAGUACCAGCAGGUACCCAAUAGUGAUCCUCCACGGUAUGAAUUCACUUGGGGUCCGAGAUCCCUAGCUGAAGUCAGCAAAAUGAAAAUCCUGGAGUUUUUGGCUAAGAUCCACGAUUCUAGUCCCAGCGCCUUCCCAUACUGGUAUGAAGAAGCUUUGAAAGAUGAGGAAGAAAGAGCUCAAGCUAGAAUUGCAGCCAGGGCUCGCAACACUGCUGUGAUGCCAAGAGCAGAUUCCAAAGCCUCUUCUAGCAGUUUCUCCCAGACUAAAUAA
Dipodomys ordii (Ord's kangaroo rat) is the source of this 1041-nucleotide messenger RNA. RefSeq names its product melanoma-associated antigen B18 (gene Mageb18). Gene Ontology annotation, cellular component: nucleus. The coding region runs from base 1 to 1041 and encodes 346 amino acids. The transcript has a single exon. NCBI's taxonomy places the organism in Eukaryota, Metazoa, Chordata, Mammalia, Rodentia, Heteromyidae. The record is from RefSeq and is a predicted model, not a curated record. Gene Ontology annotation, biological process: negative regulation of transcription by RNA polymerase II.